Molecule: messenger RNA, 906 nt
Organism: Strongyloides ratti
Lineage: Eukaryota; Metazoa; Nematoda; Chromadorea; Rhabditida; Strongyloididae
Exons: 3
Coding region: 1-906 (301 amino acids)
Source: RefSeq, a predicted model, not a curated record
AUGACUAUAUUUAAUGAUCUAAAAGUAUUAUUAAAAAACAAAGAUCAAGAUGAUAAAAAUAAGAUAAAUAAUAAAGUUUCUGAAACGAAUGUAAAUAAAACUGAAAAUAAAUACUCUAAUUUUAAAAUAUCUUUGAAAACAUUUCCUACUUAUUUAUAUUACAAUACCGAUAGUAUAAAUUAUAAUAAAAAUGAUUGGAAGGAAAAAAAUUAUAAACAAAAUAUUAUAUCAUUUUUUAAUGAUAUUUCAGAAAUCAAGAAAGAAGUUUAUGAUAUUGGAAAAAGUCUUGUUAAACCCUCUAAAAAAGAGAAAAGUAAAAGAAAUUUAAUUUUAUUUAGUAAAAAUAGUUUACAACAUAAAAAUUUACAAAAUAAAAGUGGAUUUAUUCAAUAUUAUAGUAUUAAUCCAAUAAAUAGUAACGAUAAAAUAUUGAAUUUCAAAAAACAAUACAACACAUAUCCAUUGAUUAUAAAAAUACCUAAAUUAAAUAACAACAACAACAAAAAACAUGAAAAUAAUAUCUACCAGUGGUACGAUAAAAAAAUCACCGAUCAAAAACAAAGCUUAUCUGUAUUUGAUUAUGACACAAAUGAUGAAAUAAAUAAUUCUAAUAGCAUCGUAUCAAAUAAUUCUACAAUCGAUGUAAACAAAAAAAAUUACAAAAAGAAAAAUAUGAUUGGUGAUCAUUCUAAUGAAAUCAUUAGUAGAAAAAAUAUGAUUCAAUCAUCAUCAAAGUAUUAUGUAACAUUCGAGAAAAAUGUUACGUUAAUUAUUUUUAAUAUUUAUGAUAGUAGUGAUUAUAUAAUAAUACAAGAACCAUUAAAAACUGAUGUUGAUAAUAUAACACUUAAUGAAGAUUCAACAAAUAAUACUUCUAACUUUUUAAGAAAAAGUAACUAUGAAUAA